This is a messenger RNA of Carassius auratus (goldfish), 1794 nucleotides long. Its product is annotated as usherin-like. The transcript is spliced from 11 exons. The record is from RefSeq and is a predicted model, not a curated record. Gene Ontology annotation, molecular function: protein binding. Lineage: Eukaryota; Metazoa; Chordata; Actinopteri; Cypriniformes; Cyprinidae. Bases 181 to 1794 code for a protein of 537 amino acids.
UACAGUCGAUCAGCACAGGAGCGGAGUUACACAGCAGGAGGACUGAAGGCCUAUGAGGAGUACAGUUUUACUGUAACUGUGUGCAACAGACAGGGCUGUGUGAGCAGUCCACCUGCAUCAGGCCGGACUCUGCCUUCCGCUCCUGCAGGUCUGAGCACCCCUAAAUUAAGGCCGCUGAAUAUGACAGUGAUGAAGGUUUCCUGGGAUGCCCCUGCGGAACUUAACGGGCCUCCACCUCUGUACCAUGUGGAGCGGACGGAUGUGUCUUUGUCUGACACCCAGGGUCGGGUUAUAAGGGGGAGACGCUUUACAGGGAAUGGCUACUUCAGGUUUCCCAGCUCUGCUUUGCCUGUCAACACUGACUUCACAGGCCUGCAGCUGAGUUUCCGGACACGCGUCGAGGAGGGGCUAUUGCUAUUUGCAGUUUCCCCUGGAGAACAGGAGGAGUAUGUCGCUCUGCAAAUACACAACGGCCGUCCAUACUUCCUCUUUGACCCUCAGGCCUCAGCUGUGGCCCUCAGCCCUCACAACGAUGGAGGUAGACGCUAUAAUGACAACCAGUGGCACCAUCUGAUUGCUACCAGGAAACAGGCCAUGGGAACAAUCAUUGUCGACAAUCAAUACAGCGGAUCAGCAUCAGCCACAAGUGGGAACACCAUCAUUGGUCAGAACACGGGUGUCUUCAUAGGAGGGAUUCCAGAGAAUUUCACCAUUCUUAGAGAAGACACUGGUCAAGCCAAGCUGGUGCAGCAGGGGUUUGCUGGGUGUUUGAGAGACGUGAUGGUGCAGAAAUCCAGUGGCACUACUGAUGCAUGGGAGCCUCUGGACUGGGACUCAGCACUUGAAAAACAUGAGACCUAUGAAAGUUGGGAGGGCUGUCCUGCUGUCUCUGAAGAUGGGGCGUACUUCCUAGGACAUGGUUUUCUGAAGGUCAUGCCUGAAAUAUUCGCUGGAGGAGAUUAUUUUGAAAUAUCAUUUGAGUUCAAAACUGAUCAGCUAAAUGCAAUGCUGUUGUUCGCUUAUGAUAUAGAUGGGAAAGAUUUCAUUUUGGCGGAGCUGCAGGGUGGAGUUCUUUUCUGGGUGUUGCGUUGGGGUGAACAGACGGCAGAGUUGAGCGUAUGGGUUGGCCUGUCCUACUGUGAUGGGGGCUGGAACACUUUAAAUGUGCUGAAGAGAGGCCUGUUAGCGAGUGCUGGCCUCAAUGGCGUAUAUGAACAGGACAGGAAGGGCAUAGGUGGCCCUCUGACCAUCAGCUCUCCACUCUAUCUAGGGGGAGUCCCACCAGGAGUGAAGCACCCAGCCCUGAACAAACACAGCCUUCUGCACAGUUUUGGCGGCUGCAUCAGGGAUGUUAGAUUCGCACGUGGGCCUGUCGUAAGCUUGGCGGCCGUGUCCAGCAGUGCUGUCAGAGUCAAUCUGGAUGGAUGCCUGUCAGCUGACACCAGCGUUAACUGCAGGGGAAAUGACUCCAUUCUGGUGUACACGGGCAGAGACAGGAGUGCAGAGGACCUGACACUGCAGCCCUUCACGGAGUAUUUGUACAGAGUAAUGGCAUCAGGAGAAGGAGGUUGGACAGCCGGGCCAUGGCAGCGGGGGCGCAGUGGAGAAACAGUUCCACAAAGUGUGCUGCCUCCCUCCAGAGUUGGGAGUGUAAAUGGUUCCAGCGUGGAGGUGAGCUGGGAGGAGCCGGCGGAGGUCAGAGGUGUAAUUGAGAAGUACGUACUGAAAGCAUACAGCCGGGACCGUCCCUCCUCGCCCCCAUCAGCGCCACCUUCCCCGACUCUCAGCACCUGA